AUGAAGGUGACCAGCAGCUGCCAUGCUUCAAAAACACUAAAUGUCAAUGGUAUGGAGACAUUCGGGAGGUGUCAAUCAGAGGGUGACAUCAAGGAACAUCCCCUGUUGGCAUCAUGUGAGAGUGAAGACAGCACGUGCCAGCUCAUUGAAAUCAAGAAGCGAAAGAAGACACUUGCCUGGUCCUCUCUCAUGCGGAAGCUUUCUCCAUCGUCGGAUUUUUCUGGAGCAUUGGAGCCAGAAUUGAAAGCAUCACUGUUUGACCAGCCCUUGUCCUCCAUCUGUGGAGAGGACCAUACACUCCCCAGACCUAUCCAGGACAUCCUUGCUGUUCUGUGCCUCAAAGGCCCAUCAACUGAAGGAAUAUUCCGGAAAGCAGCUAACGAGAAAGCCCGCAAAGAGCUUAAAGAGGCGCUCAACGCGGGGGGCAACGUACACUUGGAGGACCGCCCUGUCCACCUGCUGGCCGCAGUCUUCAAGGACUUCCUGCGGAGCAUCCCUGGAAAGCUGCUGUCCAGCGAGCUGUUUGAGGAUUGGAUGGACGCCCUGGAUGGACCGAAUGAGGAGGACAGAAUCGAGGCCCUCAAAGAGGUUGCAGGCAGACUUCCCCGACCCAACCUCGUGCUGCUCAAACACUUGGCGUCCGUGCUGUAUCUCAUCAGCAAGAACUCAGGCACCAACAAGAUGGACCCGAGCAACCUGGCUAUCUGCAUCGGGCCCAACGUGCUGGCCCUGGAGAACGACCGGAGCCUGUCAUUGGAGGCCCAGAAGGACCUGAACAACAAGGUCAAGAUGCUGGUGGAAUUCCUCAUCGAGAACUGCCUUGAAGUCUUCGGGGAGAACGUCCCCGCGCCUUCCAGCGUCACUUCGGAUGACUCCCUGGAGCACACGGACAGCUCAGACGUGUCGACUCUGCAGAACGACUCGGCCUAUGAAAGUACAGACCCUGAGGCAGAGGCCAGCAGUGUCACCAGCUCCCCGAGCAGCCAGCCCACCGAGACAGAGGCCAACACGGACAACAGCGGGCCACCAUCCCCAUGUGAGUCAGGCCUGAAGCCGCGGCCCAUCCCCAGCACCGUGGCCCGGCUGAAGACCUCCCUUAGCCAGGCGGACAGGAGGCACUCGGAACCCAGCAUGUCCUCCUCGCGAGCGUACCUGGAGAGCCGCAUGACCAGCCACAAACUCACAAAGAGCGAAGACAACUUCCCCAUGACCCAGACAGGUGCUGGCUUUGGAAAGGAGGACACAGAUGACCUAUUUCCGGAGGAGGUCUUCCCUGGCCUAGAAGGUCAACCCAAAAGACCAGAGGACCUCAAGCCCAAGAGCGUGACCCCAGGGCCUGGCUUCCCUCGGGCACUGGUGGCCAAGGCCAUGUUCAGUGCCUCCUGGAGUGGCUCCUCUGACAGUAUCCCCAGGGCCUCUCCUUCCAGUCCCAGUCCCCAAAGGAAUUUCUUCACCAGACACCAAUCCUUCAUUGCAAAGACUGAGAAGACCACGGCCAAGGCCAGCCGAGAAAUCAAGAAGCACUCCCUGUCCUUCUCCUGGGCCCCUCACAAAGCGUCCGGCUCCAGGGCUGAGAGGCACAAAGGCUUUCCUAGAGACCAGGGGAAGCCCUUGAGGAAAGAGAGCCAGCUUGCUGGCCGCAUAGUCCAGGAGAGCUGGUCUGAAGCCCACAGCCAGCCAGCUCGGGACUCCAGCUCCAGGGCCUGUGGGCUCUCAGUGGACGAUGUGUUCCAGCAUGUGGACCAGAGAGUCCCUGGAAGCCCACCCUCUUAUGAGGAGGCUGUUCAAUGUCAGGCAUUCGAACUUGCUGACUACAAGAACCAGACCGUCGGAAAUAUGAGGGCCAGAAUGCUCAGUCUAGACUCCGUGCGCCCAGCCCUCCGGCCUUCUCGCCAGGAGGAGGGCUCCACAAACACAGGCAGUCACGGGCCCUUGACCAGGCAGAGACCUUCUCCUUUGACGGGAAGCUGGGAACAGAGUGGGACUAUGUGUGUGAAUGUGGAAUCAGGAGAGGCGGUGGCUGUACCAGGCAGAUCUGCCCUUCAUCGCCUGAGAACUGAGUCAGAGACCCUACCCAAGACCAAAAAGGACUACCUACUACGACGGUGCAGCCAGCCGGUCUUCGAGGUUGGCCAGCUCCAAUAUACCAGAGAAUCUUACAUUUAG
Molecule: messenger RNA, 2166 nt
Organism: Elephantulus edwardii (Cape elephant shrew)
Lineage: Eukaryota; Metazoa; Chordata; Mammalia; Macroscelidea; Macroscelididae
Gene: TAGAP
Product: T-cell activation RhoGTPase activating protein
Exons: 9
Coding region: 1-2166 (721 amino acids)
Biological process (GO): signal transduction; regulation of Rho protein signal transduction
Molecular function (GO): GTPase activator activity
Source: RefSeq, a predicted model, not a curated record